Messenger RNA from Myotis brandtii (Brandt's bat), 574 nucleotides. It is a transcript of the gene GADD45G, whose product is annotated as growth arrest and DNA-damage-inducible, gamma. The record is from RefSeq and is a predicted model, not a curated record. The transcript has 6 exons. Gene Ontology annotation, cellular component: nucleus; cytoplasm. Lineage: Eukaryota; Metazoa; Chordata; Mammalia; Chiroptera; Vespertilionidae. Gene Ontology annotation, biological process: regulation of cell cycle.
UCCCCUCGGUGCCCCCCGCCUGCUCCGCCUGCUCCGCGUGGAUAUCUAGCUGCUCGCCCUCCGCCCACACCAUGACUCUGGAAGAAAUCCGCGGCCAGGACACGGUUCCUGAAAGCACAGCCAGGUAGGUAGGCGCCGCAGCUGGGAUCCCAGGGCUCUUGGCCCUGACCGCACCGCUCCCUCCUUGCCCGCGCAGCGACCCCGACAACGUAACCUUCUGCGUGCUGGCCGCCGACGAGGAGGACGAGGGCGACAUUGCGCUGCAGAUCCACUUCACGCUGAUCCAGGCCUUUUGCUGCGAGAACGACAUCGACAUCGUGCGUGUGGGCGACGUGCAGCGGCUGGCGGCCAGAGACCUGCACUGCAUCCUCAUUUCGAACCCCCAGGAGGACGCCUGGAAGGACCCCGCCUUGGAAAAGCUCAGCCUGUUCUGCGAAGAGAGCCGCAGCGUGAACGACUGGGUGCCCAGUAUCACCCUCCCCGAGUGACAGCCAGCGGCGGGCCGUGGUCUGAUCUAUGUGGAGGCGCCCCCGAGCGCGUAGCCCCGGGCUGGCUCUGCGGACGAGCCCUCGGC